UUGCAGGUAUAAUGAAUCAUUUAGCAGAAUACUACAGUGAUGAUGAAUCACCAUUUCGAAGAAAUCCCGAGGAAGAACUAAGCCUGAAUAACAGCGACAAAGGACAAACAGCGAAUGAAAUAAGUAAGGAGAUUCAGCAGAGAGAAGGACGGCGAGAUUCGGAAUACUGGACAGAUGAAUCGGCGAAUGGAAGUUCGUCAUCGAACGCCGACUCGAGUGUCGAAUCCGGAAGUAGGAAGAGCGGAAGCGUUAGUUCAUUACAUCCACCUCCAUCUAAGAAAGCACUACUGAUAUCACCUCCAGAACAUUUAGUGCAAAGCGAUUUCGGUGCAUCAAUAUCUCCAUCGCGGAAUCAAAAUCGAUUAUUCGCUUCGAAAAGUGCACUUUACAUUACACAAAGUCAGACUUCCUUGGUUUCGUACGGUGAACAGGAAGAUGAAGAGGAUCAGUUCGUCAAAGCUGAUCGAAAAGCAGUUGCAAGUAAACAAACAGAGGAGAAGGGAAGCUCGGAAUCAACAAAUCGAGAACCGAAACCACCACCCGGCCACGAAGAUAGUCGUUCACCGGAUGAAAUUGCUGUCGAUAGUGCCGUUGAAGAAGGUUUGCGAGAACUUGAAAGACAACAUAUCGAUCAAAAUCUCGGUAGUUUAACACCAAAAUCAGCGGAAGGAAAUGACAGUCCGCAGAUUCAUGAUGAACCUAUGGAAAUACGAUUGCCACCGUCACCGACCGCAAAAUGCUCCACGGAACUUGAGGCAAGGUUUCGAGGAUUUUUCGAAAAAAAGGCACAGGGAGCUGAUUUGAAUGCAUUAAUACAAAAAAGGCGCGAUUUCAAAAAUCCGUCAAUGUACGAGAAAUUGAUUGAAAAAUUCGAAGUGGAUGAACUGGGUUCAAAUUUUGCACCAUCGGUAUUUGAUCCACACGGUUUCACAAAAGAUUGCUUCUAUGAUCAGAUUUCAGUACUUCAAAAAGAAGCGAUGGAGAAAUACAAUGCUACUGUUGAGAAGAAAACAGUAACCGUAUCUAAUAAAGGAACUGAAACUAAACGGAAAUCACGUUUUGAAGGUGCUAAAAAGUGACUCGAUUAUUGUAUAAUUAUUAUUGGGUCCCAUAAUUCCAUAACACUAGUUCCCGUUUUGUUUGCACAAUUAUCUGAUCAAGUGAUACUUAUGAAAAAUUGAGAACAGGAAAUGUCUUCAUAUAAAUAUGUCUUCAUAUACAUAAUAAGUCUUCAUAUAUAUGUCUUCAUAUUCAUCAAAAUAGUAUUAAGUUGCCUCCAAAUGUAAUUUUAGUAGUUUAUCUCGUUUAUCAUUGAAGUAAACGAUCUUUUUUUAAAAUUCAAACUGGGAUAGGACCGCCGAAUCGUGAACUGGUCCAUAAAAUAAAAGGC
Loa loa (African eye worm) is the source of this 1390-nucleotide messenger RNA. RefSeq names its product transcriptional regulator HCNGP. Gene Ontology annotation, cellular component: nucleus. Gene Ontology annotation, biological process: regulation of DNA-templated transcription. The coding region runs from base 12 to 1079 and encodes 355 amino acids. NCBI's taxonomy places the organism in Eukaryota, Metazoa, Nematoda, Chromadorea, Rhabditida, Onchocercidae. The record is from RefSeq and is a predicted model, not a curated record. The transcript has 7 exons.